Clavispora lusitaniae ATCC 42720 is the source of this 867-nucleotide messenger RNA. The record is from RefSeq and is a predicted model, not a curated record. NCBI's taxonomy places the organism in Eukaryota, Fungi, Ascomycota, Pichiomycetes, Serinales, Metschnikowiaceae.
AUGCACCAGGCGGCACGCAUGGCGCAUGAUCAUGCCGAGCCACAGGCGUCCUGUAGCAAAACGUCUUCUUUGCUCCUCCGUCCCGCCGCCUCAAUUUCAAGCAUGCUGGCGUGUCCCGCUCAGACACACACGCCGGCCGCUUCAAGUUGCAAGAUGAGGCGCGCACACCUUCAUAUCUCGUCCUGUCUUUAUCUCUCGUCCUGUCUUUAUCUCGUCCUGCCCUUUGUAUCUCGGCCUGCCGCCACAUGCAACAUGGGGAAUGUGCCUCUGCCCCUGGUGCAGGCGCCAUCUUUGUGCGCUUCGCAUCUCAACCCAAUGCACGAUCCCAAGAUAGCACAAUGGCAGGCCGUGGAACUUUGCGGGCCCGCGCAUUAUCGUUGUGUGCUGCUGCAAUCUCACAUCGGUCCACUUUGGCAGCUUGUCCCACUUGAAACACCGUCUCGGAAUUGUCUGCUUGUGUGCAGCAGACGAACAAGUUUGCAGAUGCCCAGGGCCCGAGUGCGGCGGUUAGGCGCGCGCGCAGAAUCUAUCGCCGCGCCGCAGCAGCUGUGGCCGGCUCUGCAUCUGGUUUCAUGCCUCGGAGAAGAUGAAGUGGUUUUUUUCGACCCCUCGAUGCACCCGUCCCGAUUGGGCUGCCGCUCACGCUUGCUGUGCGGCGCUACGCUCUUGUGUACAGGAACAAAGAGAUCAAUCCCAGGGAUUUCGGCCCAGUGGCCUCCACAAACAAGACAAGAAAUUGCGAAACUGGUCAGCCCUUUGCUUCCCUCAUUAUGUCAUUUAUUAUUUCUUUUCUUUGCCUUUAUUUUUUGCAUCUGUUUUUCCCCAAGCGUAUUGUCCUGCUUUCUGGCGGGGCUUCAUCUCUCCUGA